Calypte anna (Anna's hummingbird) is the source of this 3980-nucleotide messenger RNA. It is a transcript of the gene CCDC191, whose product is annotated as coiled-coil domain containing 191. The transcript has 17 exons. The coding region runs from base 96 to 2858 and encodes 920 amino acids. The record is from RefSeq and is a predicted model, not a curated record. NCBI's taxonomy places the organism in Eukaryota, Metazoa, Chordata, Aves, Apodiformes, Trochilidae. Gene Ontology annotation, molecular function: phosphatase binding.
GCGGCGUUGCUAUGGCGAAGCCUCUCCCGGCUCGGCUCGCCGUUGGGACGCGCUGAGAAGGGCGAGCGGCUGUCGGCGGGACCGUGUCGGCGGCCAUGUCCGUCCCGGGGCACUGCCUUCACCUGUACCGCUGGCGCCGCCUCACCGCCGGGGCCACCACGAAGCCAAGGUUUGACUCUGAUGACUUGGAACGCUGGAUCCAGAGAGUGGACCAAGCCUCUGAGUAUGGUGUCUCUGAAGCUUUUUCUCUUCAAAAGGCAAGGUACCUACAUGGGCCUUGUAGUCCUUUGACAAGUUUGGAAACCACAGAGGAAGAUCACAAUGAGGCCUGUGAGGAAGCCCAAGAGCUGCUCAGUAACUGGAUCAAGUCCAAACUGCAACUGGAGCUGAUGAGCAAUGGAGAGGAGGAAGUUGACUCUGUCCUCCUGGAGAAGCCUUCUGCAGCCCCUCUGAAGUAUGAGCAGUUUGAUGACAUGUACAGCUAUCUGGAACGUGAACUGGAAAGUUCUUCUGUCCAAGAAUAUCUACAGCAUCUUUUGCAGAGUGAAGUUGUGAACUGUGGGAUACUGGAAGUCCUUAGACUAGAGGACAUCAAGGAAAACCAAAAAUUUACAGAUCCACGAAUAAUCAUGGAGCUCAGGCACAAGCAGGUGAAAGAAAACCGAAUGAGGCACCAGAAAGCAUUAGAGCUUCAGAGACAAGAAGAGUUCCUGAAGAAAUCAGUUCUGUUGGAGGCCAGGCUCCAAGCACAGGAGGAAGACAGAAAGAAGGCCCUAAAGGCCAAGGAGGAAGAGGAGGAGAUCCAGAGGGAAAUGGUGAAACUACGAAAGGAAAUGGCUGAGAAGAGGCAAACCAUGGCAGAAGCACGGAGAGUGGAGGCAAAGAGACAAGAAGAAAGUCAGAAGCUGUCAGUUCAGGAGGUAUCUAUUACUGCAUCACCACCCCUGGUCCCGAAGAAAGAGCAAGGAGAGGAGAAACAAAGAAAGGCUGAGGAGCUGCUACGCAGGAUUCACACCAAUAAUCAGAGAUGUAUGCAACGACAUUUCUCUGCUUGGCUGAAAGUCAUUCUGGAGCACAGAAUUAAAAUGGGAAAAGCCAGAGCCCUUGCUGACUGGAAGUGCCAAAUGAAGGCCCUACGAGCCUGGAGAAACUAUACUUGGGCCCAGAAAGUAGAGAAGGAGACAAGACAGUUGGAAAUUCAUCUCCAAGAUCAAAACAGGAAAAAACAACUGUCUGCAGAGCACAACCAGCGGCGGCUCCUGCGCUGCUGCUUCCUGGCGUGGCAGCGCUGGAGCCACGCGGAGGCAGAAAAGCGACAGCAGCAGAUGAAGAGGGAAGAGAUGAGGAGAAAGAUGGCACAGCUGCUGGAGGCAGUGUCACUGGGGAAAGGUGUUCUGGAUAGGCCAUUGGAGACGAACAAGCCUGGAACAGCAGAAGUAAAACAUCAAGAGUUUCAGAAAGGCAAGCCAACUGAAACAUGUGUCAUAGAGAAAGAACCUGACCAGACCAGAGACCACUCUUGUUGGUGUGCUGCUCACAGAUUGCAUUCCUACAGAAAAAACAAAUUUGCUUGGAAGAUUAUCCUAAAACAUGCAGCAUCGACCGUGGGUGUCUCUCAAAUAGCAGCUCUCCCCGAGCAGUUUCAGGCACCUGGUCCCAAGACCCCAGCUCCUGCUUAUGGUAGCUGUUUUGAGCACUGUCAUGCAUUCCAGCAACGUCUGAUUGAGGAGCAAAGGCAGCAGCUUCAGAAACAGCAAGAGCUGAUCCUUGAACUGCAGGAAAAUCGGAGGCCAGGCAGAGCUAAAGAAGAAGCAGUGCAAACCACAGCUGUAGCCCAGCUGUUUGAUAACUCUCCUUUGCCAACCAAGGAGGAAAAAUGGAAGAGGGAAGAACAAUCCAGAUGCACGAAUACAUCCCAUUUGAGUCCACCUGUUUCUCAUGGGCCAAAACCCACAAGGGCAGUGAUACAAGGCAGGAGGCCCUCCAGCCAGCUGACUUCAGCUGAUCCCAUACUGAAAGCUAUGGAGGAGAGAGCAACUCGGCGGGCAGAACGGAGGAGGAAACUAGAGGAAGCCAAACAACGAAGAGAAGAGGAAAAAUUGGCCCAGCUUAAGGCUGAAAAGGAAGCACGACAGAGGAAGGAGGCUGAAGAAAAGGAAGCUCAGAAGGAAAAACGACGGGAGGAGAGAAGGCAGCAGAAGCUGAAAGAGCUGGAGAAGCAAAGGAGGCUGGAGAAAGAGCAGCAGCUCCAGAAAAAGGCCAGAGAUCACUAUGAGAAGGUCCUGCUGAGAAAACUGGGAAUGGUGCCAUGGAAAAGGCUGAUGGAGCAAGCCAAGGAAAACCUGCUGGUGGCACAGAGGCACCACUGCUUGGACCUGCAGAGAAAAUGCCUGAUGACUUGGCUCCAGUACACCCAGGAGAGCCUCAUGGAGAAGGUGUCUCGGGCUGAGAAUUUCUACUCUCAUUUGUUGAUCAAACGGGGCUUCAGGAGCUGGCUAAAGUACAAGGAUUAUCUCUCCACUUUGGAGGAGAAAGUGAGUACCCUCCAUGCAGCCUGCCUCAGGAGGAAAUACUUCUGGGUGUGGUUUGAUCUGACCAUGGAGGAAAAAAGUACCCUAUGGGAGAAGCUGAAGAUUGCUACUGAACACAGUAACAAGAGACUCAGGCUGAAUGUAUUCAAGGCAUGGAGACAGUACCCAUUACUGGUGAAAAAGGAAAAAGAAAGAGAGGAAAGGAGAAAUCAACUACGUAGGAGAGUAGCUGAAAUUCUCCCCGACUUCAAACAUGACAGAAGAGAGUCAGAGGAGACUGAGAAAGAGACAAAAGAUUCUAUUCAGUGCUAUCUUCCUAUGGACUGAAACAAAUCCGUGGGGAAGUCCUGUCCAGUGCAAAGGGUCAUACAGCCAAAGAAAGCUCCUGGGGACCACUGAUGCCAUAUACUGAACAUACCUGGUAGCUUACCUGACAGCUUCACUUUGCACUUCAGGAGGUUUUUCCCCACAAGGUCCUCCUCAUGUGAAGUCUGCGUAGGGAUGUCUUGGCUGGUGGCAGGGAGGCCUAAGUAAGCAAAACCUAGCAGAGUGUAUGUUUCAGGCCAAAACCCUUUCUGCAUGCAAAUCUUCACCACUGACACAAAUCCUCCUCCAUCACAGGAAGCACAGAACUGAACUGCAGCAAUUUUUCCUUAAGCAGUAACCUGGUGCUUUUCAGUUGCCAGUACUCUCUUGGGUGAUACAGCUUGAUCAGGGAGCAAACAGACUGACCCCUGGCCACUACUGUGAACUUGGCCGCCCAGAGAACAGUUCCUAGCCAACUGUGCCAAGGAAGUUUGGAUGGCAGGAGGAGAGGGAAGAGCUGUUUAUGCAAAUCAUUCCUGCUAACAGUCCAGAUCACAGAAUCACAUAUAGACAAUCUAAAACCUGGAUUCUCUUUCAAGGGGAUGCCUAGUUUGCAGCACUCGCCAGUUCAUAAGCACAUUGCUUUGAUUUUGCUGGCAAGUGGUGAUUCCAUGUUUGUGAGCCUCUAUCUUCUUGUAAUUUAAAUGUUUUCCAAGCUGGUUAACUGAGGUCUAUAAAAAUGUAUUGUACACAUCUGUCAUGGCCUUUUCACUUGAUCCAGUUCUUUAAAAAAGCAAAAAUCCAAGGAAAAAGCAGACUGUAUAAAAGCUAAAAGCUUAUAUAAGCUAAAGGCUGAUGUUACUAAAAUGCAAGUUUCUUAGCCCUGUUUAAUGGCAUUACCCUAUCAGCACUAUACUGCAGAUUAAGUACAGUAUGUCUUGUCUUCAAAACAGCAUAAGGCAGGAAUCUGGAAUUGCUUCCCCCUCAUAACAGGAUAGGCAAAGUUCUCUCCAAGAGCACUUGGGAGUACAGAAGCACUUAGGUAACACCAGGAAGAAGAUGGUUUGCUUUUAUCAAUUGUAUUGGAUUAUUUUGUAAGUCUUGUAUAUGCAUUUAUUUCCAAUAAACCCAAAUCUGAAAUGA